Meloidogyne enterolobii is the source of this 430-nucleotide messenger RNA. The record is from the annotation of a GenBank genome assembly. NCBI's taxonomy places the organism in Eukaryota, Metazoa, Nematoda, Chromadorea, Rhabditida, Meloidogynidae.
GUAGUUAUUAAUCGAAAAGAAAAUUCAAUUUUUAAAUGUAAUGAAUAUGUGCUCAAAAAAUAUUUUUACACAGAUUUAUCAACUUACAUAUGUAUCUUUGCCUCUUUUAUCGUUGGCAAACAUCUGUUAUUCUUGUAAUAAACAGUCAAAAACAGUUAUAUUACCAGAUGGAGUACCCUUAAUUGAAGUCUAUGGUGGAGAAUAUUAUAAAGAAGAUUUAACAUUAAAUAAAUUACUCCAAAAAAUAUUUAUAACAGUUAUGGAACCUUAUAAUCGGGUUAAAAUAGAAGAUGAAGAAUAUGUACUUAUCCGUGCCAUAAUUUUUUCACAUUUUGUUACAAAUGGUCUUAGCAAGGAAGGACAAAAAUUUUUACUUUCCGAGUCAGAAAAAUAUUGUGGAAUAUUAAUGAGAAUGUUACAGGUAUUUUAG